Molecule: messenger RNA, 1869 nt
Organism: Echinostoma caproni
Lineage: Eukaryota; Metazoa; Platyhelminthes; Trematoda; Plagiorchiida; Echinostomatidae
Source: the annotation of a GenBank genome assembly
AUGGUGUGCGACUAUCUGUUUUGCGGCACAUGUUUUUUGAAUUUUCGUUUGUCCGAUAUCACAUUGUUUAUCGAGCACAAAAAGAAUGACUGUGUGGCAGCGAACACCAGCUCCGGUUCCGGUCGUCCCAGUCCGGACAAUCUGAUGGCCAAUUUAUUGGAAUGUGUUCAGUGUUUUCGCAAAUUUCCCACCGCUUGGCCUUUGCUCAUGCAUGUACAAGUAGAACAUCAGCUGCUGUUUGCCAAUGCCUUCCGUCAGGCCUCAUUCAAUCCGCGUGAUGAUCCGGUGCCCGCUGUAUCAGCCACAUCGUCUGAAGAGCGCAAUCUAGAUCUUGGACAGAAUAUAGUUCCCUACGGUUUGAGUUUGGAUGAUCCCGGUUCCAAUGUUUCUGUUUCAAGCAAUAUUGUGAGUAAUGGUGCAACCGCUGUAGUCACUGCCACACCAGCCAUACCUCAUUUGGUUACUAUCGGAACACAGACCAAUAUGAGUUGGUUUCGAACCCAGUCACGGCUGGUACGCAAACGCGCUUUGUGCUGUGCCUCCGCGAUUGAGACCGAUGCUCCGUGCACGGAUGGUGAUUGCCCUGAGGCAGAGCGCAUGUGUCAGUGCUCGAACACACAAGCCUCUGAUCCAAUGUGCCCGUGCCGAUGCUUUUGCUCACAGUCUGAACUAAAAACUAUCACAUGCCCUCCGUGUGUUGCCGGUCCGGAACUUCAAAAUAAUCAGUUCUCUGAUCCCACAAUGAAUUGUUACACUCACUCUCGCCCGAUGGACAGUUUAACUCAGCUGGGCUCAAACACUCCGGCUUGUUGUAUACAGAGCAAUAGUUUGGAUUGUUGUUCCAAUAAAUUAGUCCCAUCUGCUUCACAGUCCAUGGUCGUUCCCUGUUGCCCUUGUCCUCCAGCUAAGCGUGCAUCAAUGCGCUCCUCAGAAGCACAAACCGAUUUUGACCCCGAAUUCAGUGGUCCAGACUACGCAGAUAUUGCCAUGCUUUUGGCUACACCAGAUCGUGAUUCAGAAUAUCAACAGGAGGUCGGCUCAUUGAGCAAUGUAGUUGAUCCAUCCAAUUGGUCACAAAAUCCCACCGAACCAAAUUUGAACACAAGUGAAAUGUCACAUUCACAAAUCGUUCCCACCCUUAAUCCGCUAACAAACGAGGUGAACUAUACACAUCCCAGUCAACCAGAUCAGCCUUCCAUUCCGUCAGCCCCGGCACAGUUACCACAAAGUGCACCAACUGAAUCGACAACCACAACCGCAUGUGUGAUCCCACGGAAGCAAGUUGAUUGGCUUAGUUCUGCUCAACACGUUCCGUCCGAGGAAGUCAUGACACUGGAUCAACCAUAUACCCUGACAACUAGCACUGCACUGCACAUUUCUCCGCAAGAAACAACACUGACACGUUCGGUCUCGCAUCAGUUUGUCUGUUCUGAAUGCGGUAACCAGUAUCGUCAAAAGGUGCAUCUGCGCAAACACAUCAUGACUCAACAUACCCGUCAGAAACCUUACCGAUGCCCGAGUUGUAACUACACCACCGUCGAGAAAAGUCAUCUGACUGUACAUGUUCGUACUCAUACCGGUGAACGGCCAUUUGUUUGUCGGGAAUGCGAUUACGCCUCGGCACAAAAUUGCACUCUAAAAGCACACUACAUCCGAAAACAUUUGAACAGUCGUAUUUUCUGUUCCAAGUGUGAUGAGCCAUUCUACACGGAAUUGGAACGAGCCAAUCACGAACGUCUGUGUCUUGGUAACAGAGUGUAUCCUUCCACUAUGUUACCUGUUUCACUUGCGUCUAUGACGAACACAUCUAAGACAAACGGGAUUAAGGCUUCUUCAUCCCCCUCACGGGAUGCGAACGCUCUCCUGUGA